This is a messenger RNA of Oreochromis niloticus (Nile tilapia), 2362 nucleotides long. RefSeq lists its product as uncharacterized. The coding region runs from base 48 to 1103 and encodes 351 amino acids. NCBI's taxonomy places the organism in Eukaryota, Metazoa, Chordata, Actinopteri, Cichliformes, Cichlidae. The transcript has 6 exons. The record is from RefSeq and is a predicted model, not a curated record. Gene Ontology annotation, biological process: response to bacterium.
AUCAUCUUGCAGUGAAAUCUAAUUUUAACUGAGGUCUGAACCAGAAAAUGUUCAUCAUAUUGUGUAUGGCACUUUUUCUCACAGCUGGGCAAUGCAUGGAUGACCAAAGCUUUGUAACAACAAAUGUUCCUCUUGGAGAAGAUGUGACUCUGACGUGUAGUCGCCGGUCUAACUUGUCAGGAUUACUUUUUUGGAUCCGAGUUGUUGCUGGAAAUCUGCCUGAAGUCUUAGGGGCGACCUACACUUUUGAUCAUGCCACUGUUAACAAAACUCCUCGUAUUACAACAAAGCAGGAAACAGGAACAUUUGUUCUCCAUAUAAUUCAAACACAGCUCAAUGACACUGCCUUCUAUUACUGUAAAGAAGUGAUUGAACUCAAAACAACACAGUGGAAUAUUACUUUCCUAAGAGUCAAAGGACCAGAACCUGACAUCCCCAUUGUCAUUCAAGAGUUGCCAUCAGCUCCGAUAUAUCCAGGAGACUCAGUAACUCUACAGUGUUCAGUCCUCUCUGACCUGCAGAAGAAUACAUGUCCAGAGGAUGUGUACUGGUUCAGAGCAGGAAUGAAUGAAACAUAUCCCAGUGUGAUUUACGUUCAUAGAAGCAGUGGUGAUGAAUGUGAGAGGCAGUCUGAUGUUUAUUCUCCUCGAAAAUGUGUCUACAACUUCUCAAAGAACAAGAUCAGCUCUUCUGAUUCUGGAAACUACUAUUGUGCUGUGGCAACAUGUGGACAUAUCAUUUUUGGGAAUGGAGCAAAACUGAAUAUUGAAGACAACAUUUGGUCAUUUGGUGAUUCUCAGGUGGUCAACACAGUUGUAUUUCUAUUGUGUGCUGCUUUGGCAAUAAGUUUGAUGGUUAUAGCCUUGUUGAGUUAUAUCAUCAAGAACAAGACAUAUAAUUGUUCGAAUGCUGCUGCUGUAGUGGAAACACAUUCUACCAUGACCACAGGCAACCACCAACAUCAGCAGGUAAUUGAAGAGCCCUUAAUUUAUUCUGUGCCUAAUUUUACAAAAAAGAAAGUCAGACGAAAUCCAAGGAGGGGUGAAAAAUCUGUCGAUGGACAGAGCAUCUACGCAGAUGUCAGAGUUUUAGGGUAUGAGUAGAUACAUUUACAGUGAAGGUCCUAAUCAAUACAUUUUAUUUAUUGAUGGCCUUUAAUGUGAGAGAAAUUUUGUAACAGAGCGUAUUUUCCCAAGAGACAUGAAACAGUCAAGUAUUCAUUUAGGCCUAAUAUUUAUAUUAACCUAUUAACUUGAUCGUAUAUUUGGGCCUUCUUUUGGGGAUUUAGUUUGUUUGUAGUUUAUUGGAGUUUAAAUGUCUUUUUAGUAUAAAAACCACUUUUUAAAAUGGACAACUUUUUGGUAUAACCAAGUAUAAAAUACAAUAAUCAAUACAUACAAUCCUAGAAAGUUUAUUCUGUUCAUCUGAACAGUAUUCUCAGUAAGGGAAAUGUUUUGUCACCUGUUCAGUCUCAGCUGACUCUAAGUUUCCCAACUUUAUCAACAGUUGCAUAAUGACUGAUACUAGUAUCAUUGCAAUCAGUGACCAUGAGAGUUUUGGAUUGGCUGCAAACACAGCAGUGUAAGGUGGUGAAAGAGGUCCCCUGCUUGACUCAUCGAUGGUCAUUCCUCUCUAAAAUAAAUGGGCUUUUUUGACUAACUAGGGUUUUUCUUACUGAGAUGCUAACUAGCAGGGAUUAUAAUUUCCAUCAGCUUUUUGGAACUUAACCUACACCACAUCGCUUUAUUUGUGCUAUAGAACCCAGUCAUUGGGGUAAACAAGUAUUUGGCAUUGUGUGUUUUGGGGUUUGAGAGUCACCGAGAUGUGGUAUUUUGAAAAAAUAAAAUGUAUUUCAGCUAUACAAUACUUCUGACACACAAGGAUAGAUGACAGAUGUAACUGAGGGAGAAUAAAUUAGUACAUGAAUAUUUUUUUAAUUGAUUUUUGCUUUCCAAAGCGGUUGCUGACCUCUGGAAUAGGCAAUGGUUAUUGUUAGGACAGGUUAUUAUGCAGCUGUAGUGAAUACUCCUAUAUGGUUUGGGAAACCUGCAGCCAAUUGAAACUAAGCUUUUUUUGCUGUUGUUAGCAGUACAUUUUAUUUUGGACAUGAAAAAAACUGUUUAUUUAGAUUUAUAGAACUGAUUAUUUAUGUUAUUAACAAUAGAACAAUUUUAUUUAUGCUUGAGCUCAGUUGGCAAGUGUUUUUUUCUUAAUUUGGUGAUUUUUUUUUAAAAGCAAUAAUAAUGAAAUAAUCUUUUGUUGCUGUUGUUUGCAUUUGUCAAAAUACGUUUUUAUUGUUAUUUGAAACCUGGCACAAAAAAAAUGUUAUGUAAUCAAUUACCUAAGGGCUACUGAAUUGUGU